GUCACUUCCAGCGGGCGGUGCCGGGCCCGGUGCCGCCGGUGCGGGCCGGGGGUAGAGGAGGCGGAGGGAGGUCCCGGUCCCGGUUCUGGUCACCGUCCCGGUUCCGAUCCCAGUCCCAGCGCGCCAUGGUGGUGCUGCGGGGCGGCGCGGGCCCCGAGGAGGCGUUCCCGAGGAUCGAGGACUGCCUGCCCCUGCUGCAGGACUCCCCCUCCAAGCGGUUCUCGCCGUCCAAGAGGAAGCAGUAUUACAUCAACAAAGCCAUCCGCAACUCCGACCUCAUCCCCAGGGCCAAGGGCCGCAAGAGCCUCCAGAGGCUGGAGAACACUCGCUACCUGAUGACACUUCUGGAGCAGGAUGACUGCGGGAGCGACGAGGGAGAGCUCACCCACUCUGCCACCCCCAGCAUCUUCACUGAGGCCUGUAACAAUGAGACCUAUGUGGAGAUCUGGAACGACUUCAUGAACCGGUCAGGAGAAGAGCAGGAGAGGGUCCUGCUCUACCUGGAGGAGGAGGCCAGGAAGAAGCACAGGAGGAAGCUGCCUGUCAAGAAUGAAGACAAGUGGAAAGAGCUCCCUGCCUACACCCCCCAGGAGUGCUUCCAGCGCAUCAGCCGCCGCCUGCGCGCCACCCUGAAACGGGGCCGGAUCCCCAUGGGGACGCUGGAGGGGCUGGAGGAGGAGCUGCUGGCCUUCUUCUCUGUCACCCCCCACUCUGUCUACACAGCACUGAUGGAUAACAGCUUUGAGCGGCUCCUGCUGCACGCACUCUGCCAGUACAUGGAUCUCGUCUCUGCCAGUUCGGACAUCGAAGGGAAGCGUCAGAUGAAAGUGAGCAACAAACACCACGUGUUCCUGCCCCCGGAGCUGCUGCUCUCAGACUACCUGGGGCAGAUGAGCUGAUGCCCCCACAGCUGCCCUGCCCCUCCUGUGUCCUCUGCAGCCUCUCCCGGACCCUCCUCAGCUCUUCCCCAGCAGCCGCUCCAGGCCGGGGAUUUGUGGCUGUGCCCUUGGGUGUGCUGGCAGCAGGGCUGGCAUGGGUGCAGAGCAGGUGCCUCUCGCCCGCCCUGCUCCCCGCACAGCCCUCCUGGAACUCUUUGUGUGUCUAUUUAUAACCCAGGUGUUUUUAAAAAUAAUCAGGCGGGGCCAGCCUCCUCCGGCGCUGACGCUCGUGGGGUGAUUUGGGUCCAGAUUUUUCUGCGGUGAAACAGCUCCUGGCGGCUGCUGAGCAAUGGCUGAGCCGGCGGAAGAGCCCCGGGGCUGCCGCGUUCCCCCAGCCCCGUGCCCACUGGGUGUGCAGGGGGGCUCGGGCAGGGCGGGGUGUGGGGAGCUCCGGGUGCUUUUUACCCCACACCCUGUGCCCUGCCUGCAGAACGGGGCUGUUUUUAAGUGUAAUAUAGCUUGUGUUUUUUAUCACGUGUGUGUGUAUUUACAUGUGUGUGUGUGUGUGCGUGCUGGAGGGGUGCAGCCCCUUUUGGGGCUCUCUCUGCUUUUCCACAGUUGCCAUGGUGGCAGAUGGGGCAUUUCGGGGGUCCCUCUCUGUGCCCCCGUGUCGCUGGCAUGUGCCAAGUGUUGCUCACAGGGAAUUUUUGCUUUGUCCCACAAUGACACCGACUGCCAUUAACCGUGGGCACCCCCAGACCCAGGGGAGCCCCUCGCGCCUCCUUUGCUGGUGUGACUCGGACACGUUCAGCAACAAUAAAAACGGUGCUCCCCUG
This is a messenger RNA of Haemorhous mexicanus (house finch), 1714 nucleotides long. RefSeq names its product R3H domain containing 4 (gene R3HDM4). Bases 126 to 899 code for a protein of 257 amino acids. The transcript has 8 exons. NCBI's taxonomy places the organism in Eukaryota, Metazoa, Chordata, Aves, Passeriformes, Fringillidae. The record is from RefSeq and is a predicted model, not a curated record. Gene Ontology annotation, molecular function: nucleic acid binding.